This is a messenger RNA of Teleopsis dalmanni, 1188 nucleotides long. RefSeq names its product homeobox protein orthopedia (gene otp). Gene Ontology annotation, biological process: neuron differentiation. The record is from RefSeq and is a predicted model, not a curated record. Gene Ontology annotation, molecular function: DNA binding. NCBI's taxonomy places the organism in Eukaryota, Metazoa, Arthropoda, Insecta, Diptera, Diopsidae. The transcript is spliced from 5 exons. Bases 1 to 849 code for a protein of 282 amino acids.
AUGGCAAUAUUAACGGUUUGGUUCCAAAAUCGACGCGCAAAAUGGAAGAAGCGCAAGAAGACCACCAACGUUUUCCGUACACCAGGCGCUCUCUUACCCUCUCAUGGAUUACCACCUUUUGGUGCAAAUAUCACAAAUAUUGCAAUGGGUGAAGGCCUUUGUGGUAGUGGAAUGUUUGGAGGUGAUCGUUGGGGUGUCGGUGUGAAUCCAAUGACUGCAGGUUUCGGUCAACUAAAUCAAUCUUCGCCGCUUUCAUCUACUUUGAAUAGUGGUCUAAAUUCUGGUAUUAAUAUAGGUUCUGCAAUGGGUGCUGGCAGUUAUCAACAUUAUGGACUUAAUGCUUUGGGUGAUUCUAUGAUGUAUCAACACACGGUAGGUGGUGUUGGUUGUGGAGCUGGUGGAUCACCCACAGCAACCACACCGCCAAAUAUAAACUCAUGCUCAUCCGUAACGCCACCGCUCUCCAAUCAACCUAGUCAAAGUGAACUAAAUAGCGAUCAAAUGCAACAACAAGCAGCACAACAACAGCAACAAACCCACCAACAAAAUCACCAACAACAAACUCACCAUCAACAGCAACCACCACAGCAACAGCAACAACAUCACGAAGGUGCAAAUAAUGCAAAUGGAAAUGGCACAAAUUCACAUCAUUUAAUACCGCACUGUCAUCAGUCUAUGCAAUCGCCAUCAGAUGGCGGUAGCGUAGCCGCCGAAGAAGAUGUUUGGCGUGGACAUAGCAUAGCAGCGCUAAGGCGGCGAGCUUCAGAACUAAAUGCAACAAGCUUACCCUCAUAUUUACACCAUGCCGCCGCACACAAUAAUUACGAACAUCAUAAUUCGGUCUACUGAAAUUUGUUGAAAAGCUUUGAAAGCUUUUCGGAUUAUGGAUUUUCAGGAAACAAUAAUCACCACGAUUAUUAGGUGCGUGUGUAAAAAUGGUAUAAAAUUGAAAUAGAGUCAGAACUUAGCUAAUGUAAAACAGUUUAGAAAUGAUUAAAGUAAAGAAAGCAAACAAAGUGAACAGUUUAUUAAGCACUGUUAAUGUAAUAAUGAAAGUUGAAUAGCAAUUGCAUUUCACCUUUCGUGGUGGAGAAUGCAAUACACCUUUCCAGGUACUUAAGAACUGUAGUAAAAUGUGCUAAUUAGUUUAAAAUAUAUUCAAUAUAUAAACGAAAUAUUAUAAAUGUA